Molecule: messenger RNA, 3506 nt
Organism: Hemiscyllium ocellatum (epaulette shark)
Lineage: Eukaryota; Metazoa; Chordata; Chondrichthyes; Orectolobiformes; Hemiscylliidae
Gene: ftsj3
Product: FtsJ RNA 2'-O-methyltransferase 3
Exons: 21
Coding region: 93-2636 (847 amino acids)
Biological process (GO): maturation of LSU-rRNA from tricistronic rRNA transcript (SSU-rRNA, 5.8S rRNA, LSU-rRNA); rRNA methylation; maturation of 5.8S rRNA from tricistronic rRNA transcript (SSU-rRNA, 5.8S rRNA, LSU-rRNA)
Cellular component (GO): nucleus; preribosome, large subunit precursor; nucleolus
Molecular function (GO): rRNA (guanine) methyltransferase activity; rRNA (uridine-2'-O-ribose)-methyltransferase activity
Source: RefSeq, a predicted model, not a curated record
UGGGCUGGUAGCAGGGCCAUGUGGUCCCUGUCCUGAGCACAGACCCUCAGAGAGACACAGGCAGGGGGCUCCGGACAGGCCCUGGGGCAGCCAUGGGCAAGAAGCUGAAGGUGGGCAAGACCCGCAAAGAUAAAUUCUACCAUCUGGCCAAGGAGACAGGUUACCGCUCCCGUUCGGCGUUUAAGUUGAUCCAACUCAACCGCAAGUUCCAGUUCCUGCAGAGAGCCCGCGCCCUCCUCGACCUCUGUGCGGCCCCGGGAGGAUGGCUCCAGGUAGCCGCCAACUUCAUGCCUGUUUCCAGUUUGGUGAUUGGUGUUGACCUUGUGGCCAUCAAACCAAUUCCCAAUGUUGUGACCCUACAAGAGGAUAUCACCACGGACAGAUGUCGGCAGGCCCUGCGCAAGGAACUGCAGACCUGGAAGGUGGACGUGGUGCUGAAUGACGGCGCCCCGAACGUGGGGGCGAAUUGGCUGCACGAUGCCUAUUCCCAGGCGCACCUGACCCUCAUGGCCCUGAAGCUGGCCUGUGAGUUCCUCAACAAGGGCGGCUGUUUCAUCACCAAAGUUUUCCGCUCGAAGGAUUACCAGCCCCUCAUCUGGAUCCUGCAGCAGUUCUUCCGGAAGGUUCAGGCCACCAAGCCCCAGGCCUCCAGGAACGAGUCAGCUGAGAUCUUCGUUGUCUGCCAAGGCUACGUGGCCCCAGAGAAAAUCGACCCGAAGUUCUUUGACCCCAAGCACGCCUUCAAGGAGGUGGAGGUCCAGGCGAAAACCAUUCGCGACCUGGUGACCGUCAAGAAGCCCAAGGCGGAGGGAUACGCAGAGGGCGACUACACCUUAUACCAUCGCUUCACUCUGAUGGAGUUUGUCAAAUCCCAGAAUCCCGUUGACUUCCUGGAUAAAGCCAGCGAGAUCACCAUCGACUCUCCUGAACUGGAGCACCACGCCUCCACCAGCCCGGAGAUCCUGGAAUGCUGCAAGGACGUCCGUGUCCUCGGUCGCAAGGAGCUGAGGCUGCUGUUGAACUGGAGAACCAAGCUGAGGCGACACCUGGCGAAGAAACUGAAGGAGCAGGCGAAGGAGCUGGACGAGGAGAUCAGCCUGAGCUCAGGGGACGAGAGCGAAGGGGAGAAGGACAUCCCCGGGCCCAGCAGGGAGCAGGAAGGGGACGAGCGAGCGGAGGAGGAGCAGGAGGAGGAGGAGAUGCAGCAGCAGUUAGCCCUCCUGAAGGCGGAGGAGGUGGCUGAGCUGAAGAGGAAGAAGCGGAGAGUUCUGAAGGAGCGGAGGAAGCAGACGGAGCGGAUUGAGCUGAAGAUGGACCUUCCUGGGGUCUCCAUCGCUGAUGACGCUGAGGUCUGCCUCUUCUCACUCACAACCAUGGACCGCAGCAAGCUGAAGGAGAUCGAGCAGGGGGACAUGAAGAUGGCGGACAAGGCUCUUGAGGACGGGUUGCUCAAUCAGGAUGGAGUCAACCUGUCAGACCAAGAGAUGGAGGACAAGGUCUCGUUGGCCAGUGACCUGGACUCGUCUGACCUCGAGGAGGUCAAGGAGCGCGAGGAGCAGAUUAACAAGAGGAAGAAGAUACAACGCAAACGGCCGCAGGCUGCAGUUGGCCGGGCGUCAGGGCUGGUCAAGGAGGAGGAGGAGGAGGAGGGGAACCCUCUCCUUGUGGAGUUGGAAUCCAAGUCCAUUCGCCAGGAACGACAGGCCGACCUGUGGUUCGGGAAGGACGUCUUUGCUGGACUCGAGACAGAAGCGGACGAGGCCAUCGAGAUUAAACAGACCAGGAAACUGUACAAGCAGCAGGGCGCGGUGCUGGAUGAUGAGGUGGGGAGUGAGGAUGACCAACAGAAGGGACCCCGCCCGGCCGGGGUGGGGGGCGAACCACAGCUACCGGCCCAGGACACCCCGGCUGAGGGACCGGAGCAAUCCCAGGAGGAAUCCGAGGACGAGAGCUCCAGUGAUGAGAGUGAUAUCCAGGCCAUGAAACACGCAGCAGGUCCAGGAAAGAAACGGGCUCGGGAUGAAACUGACACGUUCGAAGUGGUGCCGGUGGAGAGGUCCAUAAAGAAAGCUCAGGUCCUGGAUGCUGAAGGCCUCGCACUGGGAGCUUCUAUCGCCACCUCAAAAAAGCGAACCCGUGAUUUAGUCAACGAUUCCUUUAAUAGGUACGCCUUCGACGAGGAGCCGGACGAGCUGCCGGACUGGUUCGUCGACAACGAGCAGAAGUUCAGGCGGCGGCCCCUGCCCUUUGACCCCGCCAUGGCCGCUGAGUUCCGCCAACGCUGGAAGGAAAUUAACGCCCGGCCCAUCAAGAAGAUCGCGGAGGCCAAGGCGCGCAAGAAACGCAGGCAACUGAAGAAGCUGGAACAGGCGAAAAAGAAAGCAGAGGCUGUGGUGAACACCGUCGAUAUCUCCGAGCGGGAGAAGAUGGCUCAGAUGAGGAGUAUCUAUAAGAAGGCCGGUCUGAAGGAGAAACGGGAGGUGACCUACGUGGUGGCCAAGAAAUGGUCUGGUGGGAAAGUCCGCCGUCCGCCAGGGGUCAAAGGUCCCUUCAAGGUGGUGGAUGCCCGGAUGAGGAAGGACGCGAGGAAGACUCCCAAGAACGCCAAGGCCAAGGGGAGGAGGAAGCGCAAGUAGGGGACGGGGUCGUGGCUCUUCAAACCACCCGCUCCUGUGCCACCCUGUUGAUAGCAUGGCUCCACCCCCACUGCCCUCCUGCUCCCAAGCCCGAUAGUUGGUCGCCUAGAUGGACGGUGGCCAUUUUGUAUUUGCGGCCUACAAUGCCUAAAGCUGACAGCGUGCCUCCUUCCUCCUGAGCCCAGUAGUUGGUUCCCUGGAUGCCUGGUGGCCAUUUUGUGGUUUCAUCAAUGGGACAUAAAGCUGACCCCUCACCCCGCUAUCCCAUCCCGGGCCCAGUAGUUGGUUCCCUGGAUGGCUGGCGGCCAUUUUGUGAUUUAUCAAUGGGACAUAAAGUUGACCCCUCACCCCACUAUCCCACCCCAGGCCCAGUAGUUGGUUCCCUGGAUGGAUGGUGGCCAUUUUGUGAUUUAUCAAUGGGACAUAAAGCUGACCCCUCAACCCGCUAUCCCACCCCGGGCCCAGUAGUUGGCCCCCGGAUGGCUGGCGGCCAUUUUGUCAUUUAUCAAUGGGACAUAAAGCUGACCCCUCCCCCCCCAUUCCACCCCUGGCCCAGUAGUUGGUUCCCUGGAUGGAUGGUGGCCAUUUUGUCAUUUAUCAAUGGGACAUAAAGCUGACCCCUCCCCCCCUAUUCCACCCCGGGCCCAGUAGUUGGUUCCCUGGAUGGCUGGCGGCCAUUUUGUGGUUUCGGCCAACGGGAGGAAAUUGACGGCGCACUUUCCCCCCUCCUCCCUGUCACCCUCCUGUGGAGCUGCCCGAAAAGGGGAUGGGGGAAUCUGUUACCGGGAGAAUCCGACGAUCUGUAUAUUUAUAAUUUUUUUAAAAAUGUAUAAAAUAAAGGUUUGUGCUGCCGGUGAGCUGGAGAAAGAG